Anopheles merus is the source of this 870-nucleotide messenger RNA. RefSeq names its product shematrin-like protein 1. The transcript is spliced from 2 exons. Bases 71 to 841 code for a protein of 256 amino acids. Lineage: Eukaryota; Metazoa; Arthropoda; Insecta; Diptera; Culicidae. The record is from RefSeq and is a predicted model, not a curated record.
CGGCAGUUGAAACCAACCAUUUGUUGAGCAAACAAGUAGACAGUCAAUCGUUAAUUGUAUUAGUUAUAUCAUGAAGGGAUUCAUCGCGAUCGCUGUGUUGGCUCUGGCCACCGUCUCCCAAGGAUCAUAUCAGCCAGCGGUGCAGUCAGUCCUUCCGUACGCCUACAGCUCGGGACUCCAUGGCGUGGGUGCCUAUGAUGGUCUGGGCCAUUACUCGUCACUCGGUGGACUGGGAUACUCGUCCGUGCUGGAUCAUGGCCUUUCCUACCCGUACUCGGCCGCUCUUCCGUACUCUGGCUACAACAACGGUCUGUAUGGAGGAUACUAUGGCGCCAAGUACGCUCCGACUGUGGUCCAGGCCAACGUGAACACUCUGAAGACGGUCAGCCCUGUGGGUCUGUAUGGAGGAUACGGUGUGGAGCACGGAUACGGUCUCGGUCACGGAUACGGCUACAGAUACAACAACUACCUCCCAGUUCAGGGUCAUGCUGCGAAGUACGUUGCUGCCAACCCGGGAGCCGUCCAUGUGGCUCAGGACAACGUGAACACUCUGAAGACGGUCAGUCCGCUCGGUCUGUAUGGCGGAUACUAUGGCGCCAAGUACGCUCCGACUGUGGUCCAGGCCAACGUGAACACAUUGAAGACGUUCAACCCACUGGGUUUGUAUGGAGGAUACGGUGUGGAGCAUGGAUACGGACUUGGUCACGGAUACGGCUACGGAUACAACAACUACCUCCCCGUCCAGGGUCAUGCUGCGAAGUACGUUGCUGCCAACCCGGGAGCUGUUCAUGUCGCGCCUCUUCCAGGUCAUGUCGUUAAUCAAAAAUCGAUCGUUGCAUAAACUUUAAAAUAAACGCUGCCAACUUGUAC